This is a messenger RNA of Tribolium madens (black flour beetle), 1585 nucleotides long. It is a transcript of the gene Gas8, whose product is annotated as dynein regulatory complex subunit 4. The transcript has 9 exons. Gene Ontology annotation, molecular function: microtubule binding; small GTPase binding. Bases 138 to 1568 code for a protein of 476 amino acids. NCBI's taxonomy places the organism in Eukaryota, Metazoa, Arthropoda, Insecta, Coleoptera, Tenebrionidae. Gene Ontology annotation, cellular component: Golgi apparatus; motile cilium; microtubule. The record is from RefSeq and is a predicted model, not a curated record. Gene Ontology annotation, biological process: cell motility.
ACAAAAUAUUUAUGUCAUUUGAAACGUUUAGGAAAAAGACUCAAAGAAAUCGAUGCGCGGAUAGCAACCGCGUUACUACGAAAACACGAGUUGGGUGAAGAAUUGUUAGCUAGCUCAAUCACUCUCGACUUCACAAAAUGCCCCCUAAAAAGAAAGGAGGAAAGGGCAAAGGCGGUUCGGGCAACAUUAUCGAUGGGGUGGACACAACACAGAUGACUCGAGAGCAGCUCGAGGUCUUCUGUCACCGAAUAAAAGAAGAAAACGAACGAGAAAGAGAAGAACGAAAUUUCUUCCAACUUGAAAGAGAUAAAUUACGAACGUUUUGGGAAAUCACAAAAAAUGAACUUGAAGAAGCUAAAGCAAAACUCAGAAACAAAGAUCGGCAAAUUGAAGAAGCAGCUGAGAAAAAUGACGAAGAACUGAAAUUUUAUAAACAAAAAGUCAAGCACCUGCAAUACGAACAUCAAAAUAAUUUAACAGAAUGUAAAGCUGAAGCGCUAGUGUCGCUAAAAAUGUCCCAGGAUGACCACACUGAACAGGAAAGAGAGUUGUUGAGAGAUAAAAGAGACCUAAAAGCGCAAAUACGUGAACAAGAAGUUGCUCAUCAAGAUCAAAUCAAAUCCCUGAAAUUGCAACACAGUGAAGAAAUAAGCAACAUAAGAAAUCAAUUUGAACUAAAAGAAAAAGAGUUGGAAAAUAAAUAUGAAAAGAAAUUUGCUGAUCUCAAACAAGAAUUAAAUAUAAAACAUACUAUGGAAAUGUCCGAGUUAGAAGAGCGGAAAAAUAAUCAAAUUACUGAUCUUACAAAGCACCACGAGAAAGUAUUUAAUGAAAUGAAAAACUAUUACAAUGACAUUACUUUAAACAACUUGGCGUUAAUAAGCAGCUUAAAAGACCAAAUGGAAGUUCUUCGGAAGCAAAACGAACGAAUGAGUAAGCAAGUCGCUGAUAUAACAGCUGAAAACAAGCGACUCACUGAGCCUUUAAAACAGGCACAAAUUGAUGUUGCUGAAUACAAAAGACAACUUGAACAUUACGAGAAAGACAAGUUAUCACUGGCGAACACAAAGGCUAAACUAUCAACUACAAAACAGGAGUUGGAUGAUUUGAGAUGGGCAAAUGACGCGUUACAAUUAAGAUUUGAGAAGCUCGAGGCUGAAAAGGACGAGUUGAGUCGAAGAUUCAUCGACGCAAUCUUAGACGUUCAGCAAAAAACUGGCCAGAAAAAUAUGCUACUGCAGAGACGUGUUCAAACUUUAACAAAUGUUGCAGAAUACAGAGAUGUGAUAAUUGGAGAAUUGAGAGCGUUAACGUCGGAAGAUAUCACAGCCAAAAACUUGAAAUUAGAGAAAGUUUUAGCAAGGAAAAAUACGGUCAUUCACGAUUUGCAGUAUGAGCUAGCCAGAGUGUGCAAAGCUCACGAUGACCUUUUGGACACUUACGAAGAUAAAUUGCAGCAAUAUGGGAUUCCCAAAGAGGAGUUGGGGUUUGUUCCACUGAGGAUAUUGCAGGAUGGACAAGGAGGGCUACCGAAAGGGCCGGCAGGGCUUGUCACAAAAAAUCGAUAGUUAUUGUGUGAAUAAAU